Molecule: messenger RNA, 4746 nt
Organism: Nilaparvata lugens (brown planthopper)
Lineage: Eukaryota; Metazoa; Arthropoda; Insecta; Hemiptera; Delphacidae
Gene: scra
Product: anillin
Exons: 21
Coding region: 112-3765 (1217 amino acids)
Biological process (GO): septin ring organization; mitotic cytokinesis; actomyosin contractile ring assembly
Cellular component (GO): actomyosin contractile ring
Source: RefSeq, a predicted model, not a curated record
UUGAUCGUUGAACAUAACGGUCAAACUGACUUCCCUUGUUUGAAAUCAGUUUAUGGCCGCCUUUUGUGAGAGUGUGAAUGUUUUGUUUUUAGGUGUUUGUUAGAUUGAGUUAUGGAUAAAUCCUUCAACGAUCGUCUACUGAAAAGAUUAGCUGACCGUACAAAAGCAAUUGAUGAAAAGUUGGCUGCUGCUAUGAGUAAUAACCGACGUGUCGUCAAGGAACAGUCUUCACCAAGUAGAGAAGUGAAGAAAACGGAGAUCUAUACCACUUCCGUGAAAACAACUACCCGAAUAGAUUAUUUUGACGAGCAAACUGAAACUGAGGCAUCAUCUGGGGAAGACAUGCUGUGCAACGAAAAAGAGAAUGCUAAGCCAAACAUCCAAGCAAAGCAUAAUGAAAUGGUCAACAGGUUGAAGAAGUUGGAUAAGAUUUACAAAAAUGAUGACGACGUGAACGCAUCUCCUCCGAGACGACGAACUGAAGAAAAUUUCAAAGUGGAAGACGAAGAGAUAACGGAAAGUGACUCAGGAUUGUCAAAAAGCUCCAACUCUUCCUCAAAACUUGCUGUGAAGUUGGCUGCAUUGGCUGACACAAUAAACCAGCGAGAAGAUGACUUGAGACACGUAGCAAGCAAGCCGAAACAGGAGAAGCCUGUAAUCGCCAACCGACCGUGGCGUGGGGGCUUCAUGCCCUCCACCCAAAGCACCAUUGUCCCCCAGCAAUUUCCGGGCUCCAUAGCCAAAACCCGUCCUCAAACUAAAAAGCCCACCGCGGCUUCUAGCUCUACGGUCCAGAACAGGGCAACCACUCCAAAGCCUGUUGUUUUGGAUCAAAGUGUACUUGCUAAUUUGGAAGCACAAGGGUUUGAGCGUUGCGAGUCUCAUAGCAAUCUGGCCUACGAUUACCGAAAGGGUGAAAAGGAUAAGCAGAUGAAACAGACUCCAGAAACGAGUAGCAAAGUGAAAGAGGCUAUUGAGAAGUGCAAUGAUAGAGACAGUAGAGCUGCCUCGCCAGUUAUAAGCCCAUCCAUGUCCCCAGCAAGAGGAAUGUCUCCUUCCAGAUUGGGCAGUCCGAUUCGCAUGGUCACUCCUCAACUCAUUGAAUCAACCAACUCUCCUACUAAAUUUAUAGUGAAACCAGUACUGGGCAUCUCGGGCCUCAAAUCUCCUAAGGCAGGUCCUUCGUCAACGGUCACUUCUGCGUUGAAAACGUCAACUGCAACUUCUGGUUCGAAAACAUCAACUGCCACUUCUGCUUUGAAAUCGUCAACUGUAACUUCUGCGUUGAAAACGUCAACUUCAACUUCUGCGUUGAAAUCGUCAACUGCAACUUCUGCUUUGACAACGUCAACUGUGACUUCUGCAGUUGGAUCCGCACCCUUGAAAUCAGUGACAACCAAACCAGAUUCCUUGAUUAAAAACUCGCCAGCAAGAUCAUCGGUGAGACAGCUGUCUAAUCUGUACGAGUCUUCGUCGAACCUGAGUCCUAAGAAACCUGACCCGGCUGAACUGCCUCUGGCACAACGCAAGGCGCUGUUUGAGAAGAACAGGGGAGCACCGGUCAUGCCCAAGCCAAUCGGCUUCGAGAACAAGCCGAAUCAAGCCGCCAAACCCAGUGCUCGACCGUGUAAACCAGUGAUGCCAACAACUACGCUAUCCAAGACUCAACAGACCAAGAAAUGCAAUCGGUCGGAACGUGAAGAGAGAGGUCUGAGUUCAGUUGUGGCCAUUUUUGAGCAGGGCCCAGGCCCAGGCAUUCAUGGAGGACCCGAUCACAUCCACAAGGCUCAACAGGAGAGACAGCGCGAAAUUGAUAUGCUCAAGCAACGCUGGGAAACCCAGAAAUUGGCACAAGAAUCGAUUGUUCCCGCUCCCCCACCUCUUCCCUGUGAUUCUCCAAUGAAUGGCUCAUUGAGACAGAGGGGUGUGACUUUCUCUCCAACCUACGAAGUUGAGGAAUAUGACGACGAAUUUUCAUAUGAUGACAUUGAUGAAGAUGAUGACCGAUCUAUUUCUCCUGUCAAGAGUCCCAAAGACUACCCAGGAUUGAAGGACACAAAGCCGAUCAAGAUUUCCCCUCCGAAACCCGGACAUCUGUACCCAAAUCUGUCUGACAUGGAGGUGGAAUCCGAUGCUCCACAGUCCGACUUUGAUGAAAUGAUCGAUUAUUAUGAGAGGAAACAACAGGCCGAGGAAAAUGAAAAGCUGAACUCGAGCAUUGAGAGUGAAACAAGUGGUGACAGCCUGGGAAGGAUUAUCAUGGGAACUGCCAAGAAAAGCUUAUCCAGAUCUACACUCAACAGUCUCAAAAGAGACCUCCAUAUGUCAUCAAGCUCUGAUUCUAUGGAUGAUUCCGUAACACAGGAGAACAACAAUCUGCUCAAUGAGUUUUUGGAUGAGGCGCUGGACGAUGAUGACGAGAGUGUAACUCCACCUAAGCGAAGCCGCAGUAGUUUCGAGAAGGAUGUGAGCUCUCUAGCUUCACAUAGCUUUGAAUAUCAGCAGACCAGCAGUCGUGGACAAUUUAGUAAUCCUAGUGGAAAUUCAGAAACCCCACUGCAACAUACCAUCAGCUUCUACCGACGCAAUCAAACUCUGAGCAAUAAAACGCCUAUUUCACCAAGACGCCAGUUUGUGAAUAAUGGAUAUGAUGACGAUCGUGACGUAUCAUCAGAUGAUGACAACAACAAGCAACAAGAAGCUGUGGAAAAGAAGAUACAGGAACUGCAACAAGAGAUUAUUCGCCAAGAAGCCAUAAUUUCUCAAGCCAGUCAAGCGCUGAAUCUAUGUAUUGCAACGAUUGAGUUCUCCAGUUCUACUGAACAGAUAGAAGCAGAGCGGCUUCUUCUUGUGGCAACUCACAAGCGUCAGGCUUUGGUUCACGAAGUCCAGAGAUUGAAGGUGGAGAAAACACUGCGACCUCUGGGUCCAGAUAACGCAAAAUUGACUGAACAAGGCGAUCUCACGCUCAACAGCAUCACUUUGCCACUCAAGUUGGACAAUAUCAGGGCUGCUGCAAGAGACGAGAAAUGUGUGCAUUUGAUCUGUUUGGUGAAAUGCGGCGCGCAAGUUAUUUCGACGUGCAUGCAGUCCACCAACCCACGCAACUUGCAUGACACCAAUCGCCUCACAUUCCCAAAGAGCAUCACCCUAGAGGGGCUCUACAGCGAUUUCAAAGUUGCCAUCGAAGUGUACGGCUUGGCCACCAAAAGCAAGGAACUGCUUCCUCACGAAAUCAAGUAUCACAUCGCCAAGAGCAAGAAGGAUGCCAACAAACAUGGUUUGACACCGAAAAAAUCCAAACAUCAAGAUGACAAGUUAGUGAGACCAAUCUUCCAAUCCAUGGGGGGUCCCAACGCUGUCCGCAGCCCUCAAUUCAGCUUGAUUGGUUAUGUGGUGUUCUCCUUGAGAGAGAUAAAUAGGACGCACUUCACUCUCAACAAGGUGCCGUACACGAGUGUUCUUGAAGGUACCAUUCACCUGAAGAUGAACUGUGAGAUGACAAUCGACAUAGUGCAUCGUGGUUUCCUCACAAUGUUCGACGACAUCUGUGGAAUGGGGGCGUGGCAUAGACGGUGGAGUCAGCUGCAAGGAGACAAGCUGUCCUACUGGAAGUAUCCUGAAGAUGAAAAGAAGAGGAUACCCAAUCGAUACAAUAGAUUUGAACGCUUGUAUCACAGAGACGGUGGAUAUUGUUCCAAGGGAUGUGUGUGCACGUGCUCAUACUUUCUUACUGGAAACAGAACGGCCAAGGAAGCCCGAUGAUCAAAAAUCACUUAUCCUGAUUCCCGACGGAAAACGGACUAUCAUAAGGCAUCUGCUGUCGGCUGACUCCAAGGAGGAAAGAAUCGAAUGGUGCAGAAAUCUCAACAAAGCUCUGGCUUUGCUUAGAGCCUGGGGAAAGAAGAAAAACUAAAGGGUGUACUUAAGAGACUAAGAACUGUUAGUCUCAGUAUAAUAUUUUUUCUGCUACAAACAUUGUUUUCUUUGUCUUCAGGUUUCUGUCGCUUUUUUCAGUCUUAGUCUUUCAAAGACUAAUCAUUUUGUGUAGCACUAUUUCUCUCACUAAUUGCUCUCUAUUUUUUUGGAUUGAGACUAUCAUGACACGAUAAAACACUUGUUUCUUUUUUAGCUAUUGUAUUCUUCCUUGAUCUAUGUCACUUAUAGCUCUCUACUACUUGUAAACGUCUUUACAAACUAUAUAUCUAGGAUUAAUACUUUGCUACUGACUGUAUUUUUUAUACAAUAUAUACAAAUUUUCACUCGAAAAUCAAUAGCAUAAUGAAUUUAUCUUUCAUAGAGUAAUUGUAAUCUAAUGUUUUAGCUUUACUCUCAGUAUUAUAUGCAUUGAUUGAAAAGCUACCCACGUUGAGUCAUUAUUGUGUUUCAUGUUAAUAUGCACUUCCAACCUCUGUGGAUUCGUUAAAUCUCAUUUAUAAUAUUGAAGCGAGAUUUUUAUUUUUAUUAUAUUAUGUAUCCAACGUUAUAGUUAAUUAACUUUAUUAAAAGCUUUCACAAUUUAACAAUUAUUGCUUGAAGAUCCAUAUUACUCUUCAAAUUAAAUAUAGCUGAAUUACUCAUCAUAAUAACAAUCUCCAGCUUUAGUUAACUGAACUUCAAUAAAAGCUUUUAUAUUCUAAAAAUUGCUUCAAGAUUUAUAUAACUCUUUACUUUGUAAUAGCUAGUUUUUAGAGUAGUUGACAAUGUUAACUGUAUAAUAUUUGUAAUAAAAUGUGUUUUACUAAU